Molecule: messenger RNA, 1777 nt
Organism: Spinacia oleracea (spinach)
Lineage: Eukaryota; Viridiplantae; Streptophyta; Magnoliopsida; Caryophyllales; Amaranthaceae
Exons: 2
Coding region: 225-1484 (419 amino acids)
Biological process (GO): SCF-dependent proteasomal ubiquitin-dependent protein catabolic process
Cellular component (GO): SCF ubiquitin ligase complex
Molecular function (GO): protein binding
Source: RefSeq, a predicted model, not a curated record
GAGUUACACGAGUUUAGUUAGAGUUGGACUUUCAGAGUUCUACUCCCUAUUUUAUAAUGUUGUCGAGCUGUCGUCUUCCUCAUCAUCCUCAACCUAUAUCAACAAGACAACAACCAUCAAUUCCAAUUGGGAUCAAUCAAAUUAGGGUUUUGGAAAUCAAAUCAGGGCUUCUCUUCAAUCCCUGAUUUUCUCGCUCUCCUCCUCCACCACCAAUCAGAUCAUCAAUGGCGAUGUCAGAGGAGAGAGAAAAUCGCCACACCCACAAACAAUCCACAGUGUGCAUAAACGAAACCCUAAGAGACGACGAGCUGAGAUCAAUACUGGCAAAGAUAGAGUGCGACAAAGACAAAGAAGUGUUCGGCUUAGUGUGCAAGAGGUGGCUCCACCUUCAGAGCGCCGACCGGAGGAAGCUCUGCGGUCGCGCUGGGCCCCACAUGCUCCGCCGCUUGGCUUGUCGUUUCUCACAACUCCAUGAGCUUGAUCUCUCGCAGUCUCUCUCCCGUUCUUUCGGUGUCACUGAUUCUGAUCUCUCUGUUAUUGCUACUGGUUUUCCUUGUUUGCGCAUUCUCCUUUUAUGCAACUGUAAAGGUAUUACAGAUACAGGACUAGCGGCCAUAGGAAGUAAUCUUCAUUCAUUGCAAUCUCUGGAUGUAUCGCAUUGCAGAAAAGUGACAGACAAGGGAUUAUCUGCUGUAACCCUCGGCUGUAACGACCUAAGAUCCUUGCACCUUACUGGUUGCAGAUUUGUUACUGACGGUACACUCAAAUCUCUCUCCGAAAACUGUCAUAAAUUAGAAGAGUUAGUACUACAAGGGUGCACAACCAUAACCGACUCCGGACUUGCUAUACUUGUAACUGGAUGUAGACAGCUCAAGCAUUUAGAUCUGAACAAGUGCACCCAUGUUGGAGAUGCUGGCAUCUCUACCGUCUCGGAAGCCUGUGCUGGUUCCCUUAGGACGCUCAAGAUACGGGAUUGCUACAAAGUUGGAGAUGAUGCGAUAUCCAUUUUGGCUAAGGUUUGCAAGAAUAUAGAGACUCUGAUUAUUGGUGGUUGCAGGGACAUAACUGACGAGUCAAUAAAAUUAUUAGCUUUUUAUUGUCAUUACAGUCUUAAGAAUUUGCGGAUGGAUUGGUGUUUAAGCAUCACUGAUUCUUCGGUGUGUAGCAUUUUGACGAAUUGCAGAAAUUUAGAGGCGCUUGAUGUUGGGUGUUGUGAAGAGGUGAGCGAUGGUGCUUUUGGUGGAUUAGGUAGAGGGGAUGAUUAUGCAGUGAAUCUGAAGGUGUUGAAGGUCAAUAAUUGUCCAAAGAUCACGGUAUCUGGAAUAGCUGUAAUACUAGAUUCCUGCAAACUUAUGGAAUACCUUGAUGUUCGUUCAUGCCCGCAUAUUACAAAGGCUGAUCUUGAUGAGGCUGGACUUCAGUUUUCUGAAACCUGUAAGGUGAACUUUAAUGGAAGCUUAACAGAACCAAACGUGUUUCUUUGAGCAUGACGUAGAGAGCGUGUUCCUGUUGGAUGUUGGGAUGUUCUAGCUCGUGAAUUAUAAGGUAAGGGUUAUUCCAUCCUUUUCCCUUGCGAAUCUUGUUUCUAUUAUUAUUAUUUAUUCAACUGCAGAAUUCUGUGUAUAGUUUGUUGUGGAAAAUGUACAUUAGCUUAGGAAGCAUUGUUUGUUGGACAUUAUGGCAAUAAUAUUAUGACAAUGUGAUUUAAUCAUGUAAAUUAGGUUUGGACCUUGUAAAAGUUAUACAAUAGAGUAUCACUUUUCUGCCUCUGCUGCCA